AUGGCGCAGAAACCUCUCAGCACCGCUGCGGCCGAGCGCAUGAACCUCGUGGCCCAGGACGAGAUCUGGAAAUACCGCCUAAAGGCUGAAACUGAAGCACGGCAAAACUGGGCCCAGAACUGGGGAUUUUUAACAACCCCUCUCGAGGAGUUGCUCAAGGGUGAAGAAAACCCCCCCACCCCAAAGCCCAAAAUCGAGCUUCCCGAGCAGUUCCGCAUCCGGCCCGUGACCCCAGUGGAGAAAUACAUCAAGAUCCUUCCAUCCCCCCCAAUCCCGAAGACGACCCAGGGCUUCAUCGGCUGGAGAUCCGGGGUGCCUGGCCUGAACAAGUGUCUGGAGCACGAUUAUGAGAUCAGAAGCUGCAAGGGGGCAUAUGCCAAAGAGCUAGGCUGGCCGAAGCAAGGCAUCCACUGAGUCCAGACAGACUGCAGGCCCUGGGCAAGAGCGGGUUGACCCGACCACCAGGCACCCAGUGUCCAUGCCCAGGAAGGGGGGCACUCCCCCAGCAGAUGGGGUUCCCCUCCACAUUUGCUCAGUGGAUGUUGCAAAGAACAUGAAAUAGCCCUUUGACUUUUUCAGUUCAUCAGCCCUCCCUUCCAGAACAUUCUCAUCACACACUCAUUCUUGGUUAAUGUAAUGAAUAAGGCAAAAUAGAUGCUCUGAUUUUUUUUUUUUUUAUACUUUGGGAAUUCUAAGUAUGGCUUUUUAAAAAACAACGUGAUUUUAUUUUAAAAACAAAAUUUUGUCUAGGUCUUUAAUAUUGCUUUCGAUCCUGUACCUCUCACCACCUGUUUAUGAGAUUG
Messenger RNA from Mirounga angustirostris (Northern elephant seal), 803 nucleotides. RefSeq names its product ciliary microtubule inner protein 1 (gene CIMIP1). The record is from RefSeq and is a predicted model, not a curated record. The transcript is spliced from 4 exons. Bases 1 to 414 code for a protein of 137 amino acids. Lineage: Eukaryota; Metazoa; Chordata; Mammalia; Carnivora; Phocidae.